AUGAAGUUUUCCGAGAAAUUGGGUGCCCAUUUGACACCGGAAUGGCGCCAGCAAUAUAUUUCCUAUGUGGAUCUCAAAAAUAUGAUUCUAAAUGUCAUAGAAAAUGCUCCCAUCUCCCAAAUAGUAUCCAGCCGUGUCAUUGAAGUCUACAAUCGCAAUUUCGAAGAGGAAUUCUUUUUUGAAUGUGAAAAGGAAUUGCGAAAAAUCAACACUUUCUAUGCCGAGAAGUUGGCUGAAGCCACCCGAAGAAGUGAAGCUUUGGCCACGUCUUUGGAUAUUAUUGGAGCUGAAUUCCGCCUGAAGAAACGUACCCAGUCUCGUUAUAGUUUACAUGCUAAUGCAAUGUCGAAAACCUCAAAGAAAUGGAAGAAAGCGAAAAUGGAUGAAUUGCGAAAUGCCUAUAGCGAACUGUACUUAAGUUUGGUUCUUUUACAGAACUAUAAGGUUUUGAAUCAUACCGGAUUUCGUAAGAUCCUGAAAAAACAUGAUAAGCUAUUGAAUAAUGAUCAGGGUGGCCGGUGGUUUGCUAAAAAUGUUGAUACGGCAUAUUUUUAUAAAAAUAAGGAUUUGGAUCGCCUUAUCGAGGAGGCGGAAUAUAAUGUCACAGAGUAUUUGGAAAAUGGUGAUAGGGCACAGGCCAUGAAACGUUUGAGGGUACCUCCGCUCGAAGAGACACAAGAUAUUGGUACGGUGUUUCGAGUGGGAUUUUUCAUGGGUGCCUUUACGGUGUUGCUGGCAGCGGUGUUUUUGACAGAUUCUGUUCAGUCUUUAAGCCCUAUGGAUAAACAAUAUGGCCUGUUAUUAUUUCGUGGUCCAUUCUAUGUGAUCAUGUAUUUGUUUCUCUUGGGUGUAAAUGUUUUGGCCUGGCGUCAAUAUGGUGUCAAUCAUAUUUUGAUUUUUGAAAUCAAUCCCCGAAAGCGUUUGACUUCGUCACACUUGUUGGAGUUGCACGGGGUGUUUGGUGUAUUAUGGUCUCUCUGUGUUUUGGGUUUCGUUUAUGGACAGGAGUUAUAUUUACCGCGUUAUGGAUUUCCUUUGAUUUUCCUGGUUGUUAUGAUGGGAUUUUUAUUUAUACCCUUGCCCGUAUUUCAUUUGAGCGGACGUUUGUGGUUAAUGAAGUUGAUGGGUCGUGUUUGUGCCGCCCCCUUUUUCACCGUGGGGUUUGCCGAUUUUUGGUUUGGUGAUCAAUUGAAUUCGCUGGUUUGCUGUCUGUUGGAUUUGAAAUAUAUGGUCUGCUUCUAUUCCCUACAUUCGCAGUGGGGUAAGAAUUUCGAUCCAAGUAAAUGCCUAGAACGGGAUUAUUUGGGAAAUGCCAUAAUACGAUGCCUACCAUCAUGGUUCCGGUUUGCUCAAUCGGUACGAAGAUAUCGUGAUACCGGUUUGGUGCAUCCUUUUCUGGUUAAUGCGGGGAAAUAUUUUACCACUUUCCCCACGGUAAUUUUUGGAACGUUGAUGGCAGUUUAUAAAGCUGAUUAUCCUUACUUCUUCGAUAAUCCCUUUGUUUGGUGUUACAUUUUGGCAGACAUUGUCCAAAGUUUGUAUUGCUAUAGCUGGGAUAUUUUGCGAGAUUUCAGUUUAUUCGAAAACUUUUCGGGCAAGAAUAUUUUCCUCCGGGAUCAGAUUAUAUAUCCGGCGAAAUUUUAUUAUUUUGUCAUUGUGCAGAAUUUAUUUUUGCGUUUCUUUUGGGUUAUCUCCAUGUUUAUGACGGUGAAUCGAGGAAUUGAGGGUUAUAUUAUGGACACUAUUGCAGGGUGUUUGGAAAUUUUUAGACGCUAUCUUUGGAACUACAUACGCCUGGAAAAUGAGCACCUCUUCAAUGUCGGACAAUUUCGAGCUGUUCGUGACAUAUUCAUUGCACCCAUAGAGGAUGAUAAAAGUUCAAUAAACUUAGAACGAAUGAUGGACGAAGAAGAUGGUGUGACGAAUCGUAAAAGAAAAAUUAAAUUUCAGGAUGAUGAUAAGGAAGAUUAA
This is a messenger RNA of Musca vetustissima, 1971 nucleotides long. RefSeq names its product solute carrier family 53 member 1-like. Gene Ontology annotation, cellular component: cytoplasm; plasma membrane; Golgi apparatus. Gene Ontology annotation, biological process: phosphate ion transport; cellular response to phosphate starvation. Gene Ontology annotation, molecular function: inositol hexakisphosphate binding. Lineage: Eukaryota; Metazoa; Arthropoda; Insecta; Diptera; Muscidae. The transcript is spliced from 6 exons. The record is from RefSeq and is a predicted model, not a curated record. Bases 1 to 1971 code for a protein of 656 amino acids.